Molecule: messenger RNA, 1146 nt
Organism: Drosophila takahashii
Lineage: Eukaryota; Metazoa; Arthropoda; Insecta; Diptera; Drosophilidae
Product: pupal cuticle protein G1A
Biological process (GO): positive regulation of transcription by RNA polymerase II
Cellular component (GO): RNA polymerase II transcription regulator complex
Molecular function (GO): transcription coactivator activity
Source: RefSeq, a predicted model, not a curated record
CUUAAUGGUGGAGAAGGUACUAGUGUUCUCACAACUUCGGUCCCAGCAACAUGAAAUUCUUCGCCGUCCUCUCGCUCGCCCUCCUGGCUGUGGCCUCGGCCGAUGUCAGCCACCUGACCAGCAACACCUACCUGCCUCCCCACGCGGCCGCCGCCUCCAGCAGCUACGAGUCCUACCAGGCUGCCCCGGCUGCCGAGACCUACGAAGCUCCCGCCGCCGCCUCCACCUACGAAAGCGAGUCCUAUGCCGCCCCAGCCGCCUCCUUUACCAGCGAGUCCUAUGCCGCCCCGGCUGAGACUGCCUCCUACGCCAACGAGGGAGCCGCCGAGGAGACCUACGAGCAGCCCGCUGCCACCUACGUCGCCCCAGUGGUGACCAAGUCGUAUGCCGCCCCCGCCGCCGCCUCCUACUCCUCCUACUCCGCCCCCGCUGUGGUGAAGACCUACUCCGCCCCAGCUGUGUCCUCUUACUCCGCCCCCGCUGUGGUCAAGACCUACACCGCUCCCGUGGUGACCAAGGCCUACACCGCCCCCGCUGUUGUGAAGACCUAUUCCGCCCCAGCUGUGUCCAGCUACACUCAGGCUUACACCGCACCCGCCGUGGUCAAGAGCUACUCGGCCCCAGCUGUCUCCAGCUACACUGCUCCUGCCGUGACCACCUAUGCCGCCAAGACCUACACCGCCCCCGCUGUGUCUAGCUACACCGCCCCCGCUGUUGUGAAGACCUACUCCGCCCCAGCUGUGUCCACCUACACUGCUCCUGUGGUGACCAAGGCUUACACCGCUCCUGUGGUGACCAAGACCUACACCGCCCCCGUGGUGGCUAAGACCUACACUGCUCCCGCUGUGGCCAAGACCUACACUGCUCCCGCUGUGGUGAAGACCUACACCGCCCCGGCUGUGUCCACCUACACCGCCCCCGCUGUGUCCUCUUACUCCGCCCCCGCUGUUGUGAAGACCUAUUCCGCCCCGGCUGUGUCCAGCUACUCCGCCCCUGCUGUGGUCAGCAGCUACUCCGGAUCCUCGGGCACCGUCUACGGCUCCAACGGUGGAUACGUCUACUAAAGACUGCGUCCCGAAACGAAAGUGAUCAUGCGACGAAACCUUUUUUUUUCUUACAAUAAAUCGAAUGUAAUGUGCUAAAACA